CAUUGGAAAAGCUUUGUUCUGUAUUGAUUCCAUGGCUUUACCUUCUUGCUUAAAGACUGGAGUUUUAAUGUCUCCGGCCACUGGAAUUAAUUUUUCCGGCAGUCUGAUGAAGUUGGACAGUGGCUUUGCCGUUCCGACAAAGUUACAGAGUAAUCGAAAAGGUGAUCGAGAGAGACUGAGAAUCCAAGCUGUCUUCAGUUUCCCUCCUGCGUUUCUGACAAGAAACGGUCGAGCUGAGAAACAGAAACAGCUCAAACAAGAACUUCUUGAAGCCAUUGAGCCUCUUGAACGUGGUGCUAAGGCUUCGCGUGAUGACCAGCUUCGUAUUGAUCAGUUAGCGCGUAAAGUGGAAGCUGUUAAUCCCACCAAGGAGCCUUUGAAAUCUGAUUUGAUCAAUGGGAAAUGGGAGCUCAUUUAUACAACUUCUGCUUCGAUUUUGCAGGCAAAGAAACCAAGGUUCUUAAGAUCAAUUACCAACUAUCAAUCUAUCAAUGUGGAUACAUUGAAGGUGCAAAACAUGGAGACUUGGCCUUUCUAUAACUCGGUAACUGGAGACUUGACACCCCUCAAUUCGAGGAAGGCUGCUGUGAAACUCCAAGUGUUUAAAAUUCUCGGCUUUAUUCCUGUAAAAGCACCUGAUAGCGCCCGCGGUGAACUAGAGAUUACCUACGUAGACGAGGAACUACGGUUAUCAAGGGGUGACAAAGGGAACUUGUUUAUACUGAAGAUGUUCGAUCCCACUUAUCGAAUCCCUCUCUGAUCUAUCGAAAAAAAAACGGUUCUGAGCCAUCAUCAUACAUACCUUAUAUGGCUUGUUCUAUCUCUCUUCAUCAUGUAUGUAAUCUAACAUAAAGUCUAAUAAGAGAGAAUAAAAAGAGACGAGCUUUUGUCAUUUUUUCAACUUGUUCAAAUCAAAGAUUCUGAAUCUU
Messenger RNA from Arabidopsis arenosa, 929 nucleotides. The record is from the annotation of a GenBank genome assembly. NCBI's taxonomy places the organism in Eukaryota, Viridiplantae, Streptophyta, Magnoliopsida, Brassicales, Brassicaceae.